UAGUUAGCCGACACUGUACUAUCCCUCUCUCUUUAAAGAUCUUCCCUUUUUAUUCUAAUAAUUUCUUCCUCUUUCUUUGUGUACUUCUCUCUUCUUCUUCUUCUUUCUCGACAAUGCCAAAGUUUAAGAAAUUUAGAGGUGUUAGACAACGUCAUUGGGGCUCUUGGGUUUCUGAAAUUCGACAUCCUUUACUGAAGAGGAGGAUAUGGCUCGGGACGUUUGAGACGGCGGAGGAAGCGGCAAAAGCGUAUGACCAAGCUGCGGUUUUGAUGUGCGGUCGGAACGCGAAAACCAAUUUCCCUACAACUCCUCUCAAUGGAGAUCACACCAACAACAACACUAUUACAACAACCAAGGAUUCACCAAAGGGUUUGUCUGAAAUAUUACAAGCCAAGCUCAAGAAAUGCUGCCGCACUCCGUCACCGUCGAUGACAUGCUUGAGGCUCGACACAGAGAAUUCGAAUAUUGGCGUGUGGCAGAAGCGUGCUGGGCAACGGUCGGCAUCCAACUGGGUUAUGACCGUCGAGUUAGGAAACAAGAAGAGGCUCGAUAACAACAAUAAUAACGGCGACAACGGCAAUGUAGAUUCUCCUAUGGCGGCUGUGGUUGCUUCGGAUCAUCAGUCUACGGUGGCGGAAGCGGCGGAGAUUCCAUCGGAGUUGGAUGAAGAAGAGAAAAUGUUGGCAUUGCAAAUGGUGGAGGAACUGCUUCACAUCAACUUUGAUCCUGCUGAGCCAUUUCAGAUUCAACAAGGAAAGGAUAUUAAUUAUCUUUAGUUUUAUGGUAAUGAAAAUGCCUCUCUCUCUCUCUCUCUCUCUCUAUAUAUAUAUAUAUAUAUUAACUUCUGUUCUUAAUUAAAGUUGUAAUCUUUGGGAACAUGUAAUAAUGUACUAUGAAAAACAAACGAAAAUAUAUAUACAUAUAACAUAAUUA
Benincasa hispida (wax gourd) is the source of this 933-nucleotide messenger RNA. Its product is annotated as ethylene-responsive transcription factor WIN1-like. The record is from RefSeq and is a predicted model, not a curated record. Gene Ontology annotation, molecular function: DNA-binding transcription factor activity; DNA binding. Gene Ontology annotation, biological process: regulation of DNA-templated transcription. Lineage: Eukaryota; Viridiplantae; Streptophyta; Magnoliopsida; Cucurbitales; Cucurbitaceae.